AUGCUCCGCAGAGCCAUCCUCCCGGCUUCCAAGUCCCGUCGAUGUCCUCCCUUACUCGUGACAUCGGGCGAUCGCUUCGGAUCAAAUGCUGCCGACUUGGAGAUCCCAUAUCCCCAGCAAAAGCAGAACGUCGGAGUAGUUCCUCAACAGCCCAACAGCUUUUUCGCGCCCUACGGAAACACAUUCGCUCCCCCAUCGAGAACGCAUGGUGCCUCUGGUCCAGUUGCAAAGCCACCGAGCGCCCCCAUAGUAGACCCACAACCAGUAGACCUAUACAGGACAGGGACCUGGAAUACUCCUGAAAAGCUUGGAUCUCCAGUGCUCCCAACACCCCCCGAUGUAGGCAAACCAAAUCCUCCAGCACAUGGGAAAUCUAAAGAAGGUAGAUCUCGGGCAAAUAUCAACAUCACUGGAUCACCGCCUAGAACAAACCCAUACAACAAUCACCGGAAGGCUAGAAAAACGGGGGAAGUUGAUGAUUUAUACUACUAUUUGGACUAUGACCGCAGAACAUCACCACAAGCCGACCCAAACAGAACGCUACCAGAUCUUGAAACCACCCUCGAAGCUGAUGAUCAAGACCAUAUUUUCCAAAGACUCAACGACCUUCUAUCCCAUGGAAUGUUCAACUUCUUCGCAAAGCAUCAGUUCCCAAUCCCGAUUGACCCAGGGAAACGACGCAUCCGUAAACCGUCUGACCGUGAGUGGCACGAAUGGCUCGAGCUUGCAAUUGCAUUGUGUGAGAAGCGGAUGAUACCUAAGACCCUGUUGCACAAUGAGCGUAUUAAAGAGUUUGUCACAAUCCUCCAAAAUUCAGGCGAAAUUCGACACGUCGUUGCGCAUCCAAGCCGUCCCCUCAAAAGCGACAUGGGUGUCUUCCAACUGAUCAGCGCCGGAAUCCACGUCGCCCAAAUCAUCAAGGACUGGGAUGGUAUGGAGGAGAUGCUCAAGAUAAAGGAGAACACCGAGAAUAUAAUCGCUAAAAGGCGGCGCAGAAGGGAGAGUAUCAAAAAGCACGUUCGUUUUUUAGAGCAAUACGCUGAAUCCGAAGGCCUUGAUUGA
This is a messenger RNA of Orbilia oligospora ATCC 24927, 1062 nucleotides long. RefSeq lists its product as uncharacterized. Lineage: Eukaryota; Fungi; Ascomycota; Orbiliomycetes; Orbiliales; Orbiliaceae. The coding region runs from base 1 to 1062 and encodes 353 amino acids. The record is from RefSeq and is a predicted model, not a curated record. The transcript has 3 exons.